UUGUUGCCUUUGGCUGGUUCAAGAGGUUUCAUGUUUUGCCAUCAUAUGUUUUCAUUGAUCGCGGCCGUGUGAUCGACGUUGCACACCUUGUUUUCAUUCGUUUCUCCGCAAAUAAUGUUGACUUAAUUUAAUUAAGCAUCAAGCAUGUUUGCUCAAGCGCAGCACUCGUUCCUCCUGAUCGAAUUAAGCAGUUGAGUUGCGAACGACCACGACGCAUACUCCGGGUUGCCAGAGCUAGAAGGAAAAAGCGAAAAGGGACAACACCGCGUCCUGCCUGUCCUGGAUGUUGACUUGGUUAUGUCUUCGACUGUCGACGACACUACCACGGAUAAUGCUGAAAGUAGUGUUCCUGAAAAACCGAAACGUGGCUCCGAGACCUACACGAAUUGCGCGAACAUGUUCUUCUACGUAAGGGAGAUCUGCUUUUUCCUCACCAUCGCAGUCACCUCCUACGCUGCCAUCCACAAUGCGCCAAAACUCGUUUCCCAAAUUUUGCCGGCUACCCCCUUUUUCGGCCAAAACUCCCACAUCAUUGAUUUCUACAAUGGUGAGCUCAGCCCUGCUUUCGAGAAGAUUUCUGAGUCCGACUUGACUUUCGUCAUGUACUACGCCCCAUGGGACGCAGAGAGCCAAAUAGUAAAAGCAGAAUUUGACCUUUUAGCAUCUUACUACAGCGAUGAGAUCAAUUUUAUUGCCGUGAAUUGCUGGCACCCUGUUGGAGAGUGUAGACGACAAUUCAACAAAGUGCAACACUUUCCUGUGCUCAUCGCGUACCCCUCACUACGUAGCAAAGGCAUUCAGUACAGAGGAAUCAAAAAGGCUUCUCACAUGGCCAGAUUCUUGAAAGUAGCUCUGCGACCUUUGACCCGGGUUGAUGCGACUCCAGACCUUCUCGACCUUAUGGCCAAAUAUGACGCUGUCAUUGUGAGUUGUGUGGACAUGUCAAACAGCAGGUCGGGCUACCAGACUGUCUACUUGUCAUCCCUGAUGGCGCUCGAACGAGAUCCUUUCCAGGAAGUAGCGUUUGGGGUAGUUACGAAUCCAAAGACUUGUGUUGAGCUGGGUUUCGAAAAGGAAGAUUUGACUCUCCCCUGUGCAAAACUGUACCUAUGGAAUGAAACUUUGGACUAUGAAGGGGACUGGCUUAGUGAGAAUCUGGUCAAGUGGGUGUCCAGUAACAUUCACCAAGCGGCUGUUUGGGUGACCCUUCCCGGCUCAAAAUCGAUGACUUUAGCCCCUUAUGUAGAAGAAGGGCCAGCCCUUUUGAUGUUCACUCCCAGAAAUCCAUUUUUCUCUACAACCCCAUAUUUCAAUUUGCUGAGGGAAAUUGGUAUAGAAUAUUACAACUGUAAUAAAAACUCCAUCGUUAGUUAUCUGUCUCAACAUUUGGCAGCAGAAAGAACUGCAAGCAAACAAAAACAUCGUAAUCAAGAAAAAUCGUGCUUCACAUCUGUAUCAAAGGGUGACAAUUACUGUCCAAUGACAACUAAAGCUCCAACAUGUGCCACUGUAACUUUGCCUGCAGCCAUUAAUUUCACAAUCAGUUCUAAAAUGCUGAGAGAGAAAACUGAGCGACUCAAGUGGGAAACAAGUUGUGAGGAUGCCAACGUGCGUCUUAACACCAAACUGUGGAAAGCAGAAAACUGUCUGGUUCCCUCGACACCAGAAGUCGUUUUGCCACCAAACAGAAACACUACCUCAAUCACAAUCGAUCCUAGAACUUUGUCGCUGGGAAAAAUUAAGAGGGACCAAAGAUGUAAAAGGUUGCUACUUGGACGAAGAUUGCAUGUUCCAGUCUACCCAAAAAGAAGCCAAGAGAAGUUCGACUUUAGCCAGUUGCAAGGGUUGUCAUGCACCAACAACAGGUCUCUCUCUCUCCUUGCACUCGACUCGUUGGAGUUUGGUGAAUUUGCAAAGCACGUAGGUGUUGACACAUCACAGAUGUUGGAUAAGACUGCUGUUGUUAUUGUUGAUGGUGCUUCAGAAACAAGCAACUUGCUCAUUGGACCUAUUACUAAAGUGACCCUCACUGAAUUUCUGGUCAAUCACACCGCAAACUCUCUACAACGCUCCAAACGGACUUUCGAGAGAGACGAAUACAAGAAACUUUGUCCUAGUGGCUCUUUCUGUGUACCUGAACUGAACACAACUAAUUUUCUUGCCAGUGUGCUUAAAGAAUCAGAGGAUGUUGCUGUUCUCUAUCACUCCCCGCUUUGCGGAAUGUGUGGCAGCGCCAGCCUUGCUUUUCUAACAGUGGCCCGAUUGUUUCAAGGAACGUCGAAUCUGCGAUUCGUCCGCAUCGAUGGCGAAAACAACGACCUUCCGUGGCAAUAUUCCAUGGAAUCCUACCCUACAAUUUUAUUCUUCCCUGCUUUCGGAAAAUCUGAAAGCAGAGUUUUCUCCCGAAGACAACCGAUCACCGUUGAAACUCUGACCCAUUUUGUAUUGGCGAACCUGAGAACUGAUUCCAGACUUCACUCCCUGCUCAGUUUGCACGGCAGCAAGAAGCAAGCAAGACUGCACACUCUGACAGCGCUAAGGAGUUUGUCCUCUCAGUACAGAUUGCAAAGACAACAGAAAAAUUGUUCGGCUUUCUUGCCCUGGCGUAGGUUUAAGCAGAGGUCGCAGUACUUAAGGCUCUUGCACCUUGCCCUAAACAACUCCUGCCUGGAGGAAGAAGCUACAGCCAGUCUAAAUCGAUAUUACCACCUUUCGCCUCACACCUCGACAAGGAGCUUCAAGCAAUACUCGAUACGACAUUUAAGACAAUGAGCAAUAUUAUACUCGUCAAAAAUUUUUAAUCAAAAUGUAUUUCUGGAUUAUUUUGAUUUUGUAUGCUAUAAAAAUUCAUUUUUCAUUGUCAUCUAAGCUUUGAAACCAAAUCAAUUAUUAUAUUUUUCCGAAAUUCUGUACAAGAUAUUUGUCUUUCGUAUUAUUGCGGAACAAUUUGACUGUGUAAAAUGUUAAAUGUGCGCAGAGAUAGCGGAAGAAGUUAUCGGAUGGCUUUUUCUUGUGAUAUGUACAGUUCAUACUGGAGGAGUAGUGCUAGAGAAACCUAUUUUUAUAACAACCGUCUGCAAAGCCUCAGAAAUGGUUAUUGCGAUUGAGCAAUUCAUUGUUUAGAUAUAAUGCUGUUUUCAAUAAAUUACUGUUUGUGCAUUAAAAAAAAGGGAA
Molecule: messenger RNA, 3174 nt
Organism: Neocloeon triangulifer
Lineage: Eukaryota; Metazoa; Arthropoda; Insecta; Ephemeroptera; Baetidae
Product: thioredoxin domain-containing protein 11
Exons: 14
Coding region: 298-2772 (824 amino acids)
Source: RefSeq, a predicted model, not a curated record